Molecule: messenger RNA, 947 nt
Organism: Labrus mixtus (cuckoo wrasse)
Lineage: Eukaryota; Metazoa; Chordata; Actinopteri; Labriformes; Labridae
Gene: lyset
Product: transmembrane protein 251
Exons: 1
Coding region: 9-395 (128 amino acids)
Source: RefSeq, a predicted model, not a curated record
UAUGGAGGAUGAUGAACUUCCGUCAGCGGAUGGGAUGGGUGGGCGUGGCCGCCUACCUGCUGCUCAGCGUCAUGGCGGUGUACUAUAUCUUUGAGGUUCAUACUUUCAGUUUGGAGCACGUGCAGAGAGGUCGGUCUGGCCCAUCGGCUCCGCCCCUCGCCAUCAGCUGGCCUCAGAGCAUCAGCGCUCGCCUGCCUCCACUUCCUGUCUGGAUGUGGGCGUCGGUCUUUCUGCUGCCGUACCUGCAGCUCUUCCUCUUCCUGUUCUCCUGCACGAGGGCCGACCCUCGCGCUGUCGGUUACUGCGUACUUCCGGUCUGCCUCGCACUGCUCUGCUGUCGCCACGCCGCCAGGAAACCAGCCAAUCAGAGAGGGCCGCCGCUCAUCGAUACGUAGAAAGAAAGACUGGUCAGAGAAGCUCGCCGCUCAUUGCCAUGUACAAAUGAAGACGUCAUCGACACGUAUAGACGACGACCAAUCAGAGACUCACUGUGUAUUAACAUGUAAAGGGGCGGGGCUACGCCUGGAGGAGCCUGAAACAAACUGACCUGUUUGUGUUGAUGUUUGUGAUGUCACUUCCUGUGUGCCUUUGAAACAAACACACGUGUUGUGUAAACCGUCGUCUGUGUCUGUCAGGGGAGUCUACAGUCCGCCCUGAGUGUCGACUGUCAGGAUCAAGGUACUUUCUACAGACUGUCAAUCAUUCUCACCACAGAGAAUCCUGUGCUGUGAUUGGCUGGAAGCCCCCCCUGCUGUGUGUGUGUGUGUGUGUGUGUGUGCGUGCGUGCGUGAGUGUUUGUUUGUUUGUUUGUGUGUGUGUUUAACACACAGCAUCAAAACUGUUGAAUCUGAAGCACUGAACAAACUGUUUAUAAGAUGAGUCAAUGACAAACACUGGUUACCAUGGUAACCUUUUAAAAGAUCAAUAAAUAAACUUAUAUAAACAUG